Molecule: messenger RNA, 357 nt
Organism: Fulvia fulva
Lineage: Eukaryota; Fungi; Ascomycota; Dothideomycetes; Mycosphaerellales; Mycosphaerellaceae
Product: Pre-mRNA-processing factor 39
Exons: 2
Coding region: 1-357 (118 amino acids)
Biological process (GO): mRNA 5'-splice site recognition; RNA processing
Cellular component (GO): U2-type prespliceosome; U1 snRNP; commitment complex
Molecular function (GO): protein binding
Source: RefSeq, a predicted model, not a curated record
AUGGCCGAAUUGUACCAGCUCAACGAGCAGGUAGCCACCGAUCCCGAAAACUUCGAGCUGUGGGAGAAGCUGGUCGCAGAGAGCGAAGCACAAGAAGGAGGACUCAGUCGCAACUCGAGUCCACAAGCGAUCGCUGCGACUCGCGAUACGUACGAUCGCUUUCUUGCGCGCUUUCCGCUGUUUUUCGGGUACUGGAAGAAAUAUGCCGACCUAGAGUUUGCGAUAGGCGGCACCGAGGCUGCUGAAAUGGUCUACGAGCGCGGCGUCGCUAGUAUCGGCAUUUCAGUCGACCUGUGGGCCAACUACUGCGCCUUCAAGGUCGAGACGAGCCACGAUGCAGAUGUGAUCCGAGAGUAA